CGCGCUUUACGGCCCGCCGUGUUUUGCGACGCCCAAGAUGGCCGCCCCCAGGGCACAAUGAGCCCGCUCCGGCCGCCGCCGCCGGGGGGGACGCGGGGCACGGGCAGAGUUGGCAGGAGCACGGCUGGGGCGCUCCUCCGGCAGCGGGACUCGUCAGCGACUUCUCGGCGUGCGGGGCCUUGCCGGCGCUCGUAGCGGAAGAGCGGAGCGUCCCCGGGGAGGCGGCAUGUGGGGCGCCCUGCUGCGGCGCGGGGUCCGCGGCACCGGCGGGCUCCGGUGCCAGUCCUCGGGCGGCCCGCCCUGGAGCCAGGUGGUGUCGGAAGCCGAGAAGAUCGUGGGGUACCCGACGUCCUUCAUGAGCCUGCGGUGCCUGCUGAGCGACGAGCUCAGCAACAUCGCCAUGCAGGUCCGCAAGCUGGUGGGCACCAAGCACCCGCUGCUCGACACCGCCCGGGGUUUUGUGUAUGACAGCCGAAACAAUUUACAGAUGCGAGGUUUGGUCAUACUGCUUAUCUCCAAAGCUGCUGGACCCAGCACAACAGAACUCUCUUUYCAGCAUGACAUGGUCAGUGGAAUUUAUUCCAGUCAAAGAAGUCUGGCUGAGAUUACAGARCUGAUCCAUACUGCCUUCCUGGUGCAUCGUGGCAUAGUGAACAUYGGUGAGCUCAAGUCCUGCGAUGGCCCACUGAAGGAUAUGCAGUUUGGGAAUAAAAUGGCUGUUUUGAGUGGAGAUUUUCUUCUAGCAAAUGCUUGCACAAGCCUUGCGCAGUUGCAGAAUACCAAGGUUGUGGAACUCAUUUCAAGUGCUAUUGGUGACUUAGUUCAAGGUAUAUAUUAUGAAAACUCAAAAUCAUCUGAGGAGAACUGUCUCACAGAUGAUAUUGGCAUAUCGAGGUGGAAGGAGCAAGUUUUCCUGUCMCACAGUGCCUUGCUGGCAAAGAGCUGCCAGGCUGCAAUGGAGCUAGCAAAGCACAGCGCUGAGAUCCAGGACAUGGCAUUCCAGUAUGGGAAGCAUAUGUCUAUGAGUCAUAAGCUACAUUCAGACCUGCAGCCCUUUGUUAAAGAAAGUUCUAGCGACACCAUGGCCUUCAGUUUGAAUUCUGCUCCUGCAAUCCUUCAUCAGGAAUUCCUUGGAAGGGAAGCAUGGCUUAAACAGAUUAGAGAGGCACAAGGAAAAGGAAAUAUUAUGGACUAUAAGAAGCUGCWGGAAGCGAUCAAGGCUGGCAAAGGUGUGACUUCUGCCAUCGACCUCUGCCGCUGCCACGGAAACAGAGCGCUGACAGCCCUGGAGCGUUUCCCUCCCUCGGAGGCCAGGGACGCCUUGGCCAACAUCGUCUACGCCAUGAGCAGGUUUCCCUGAGCUGCUGCUCCAGGAGGAGCAUCUCUCCCUCCACAGGUGGAAGCGACCCGGCGGGGACACCGAUGCUGCCUCACACCUCUGAUCACCUCAUCCCAUCCCGGCAGAGGAACGCGCGCUCGCUGCCGCCGCCACCAGCAAAAUUGGGGAGAGGAAAGAAGAAAGGUCACAGACGGUUUUCGCUUGUCGUGCCAGAAGCRCACUUGAGGCUGCACCGGUAGAAAUAAUUAAUGAGUCCCGUUUCCGUGACCUCAGCAAAUGGACAGGAAAUAAGUCGGUAUUGAUUGGGCACCAGCGGGGACGGCGCCAGGGCGGAGGCCGGUGGUUUUCCUGCCAGAGGGAGGGAUAGAAGGAGGGAGGGAUGGAAGGGCGUGAAGAUCCAGGUGUCACGAGAAACCCACUCAAACCUGCCCAGAGAGAGUGAGCUGCCGAAGCUGGGAAUUAACAUACCCUUAUCCAAGGGGAAGGGCACUUCGGGGGAUUAAUGGGGGAAAAUCCCUCUCUGCACGCAGUCAUGUCUCCUCACACUGUUUUUAUGUUUUCAAAUGUAAAAUUACCCUGUGCCUAAUGAGUUCUGUAUUUGAGAAACUUGCUGAGAAAAUGUGUCAAGCAUGGUAAGUAGGAGCUUUAAAAUAUUUAAUCAAAUAUUAAUCUGGCUCUGUUAAGGGAACUGAGUGCCUGGAGUUUAUACUGUGCCUAUGUAAAAUGUUCUCUGGGUCAAAGAAUGAGAUUUUUCCAACUCUUCUGGGGGAGAGAAUAUCCCUCCCUCAUAUCCAGCAGCUUGUUUCAACAGAGUCUUGCACAAAAUAAUUUCCUAUGUUUGUGACACUUGUGUUAAUUUAAGCCAAAUAAAUGUUAAUUUGUAAGGGUAGA
Messenger RNA from Malurus melanocephalus (red-backed fairy wren), 2230 nucleotides. RefSeq names its product decaprenyl diphosphate synthase subunit 2 (gene PDSS2). NCBI's taxonomy places the organism in Eukaryota, Metazoa, Chordata, Aves, Passeriformes, Maluridae. The record is from RefSeq and is a predicted model, not a curated record. Gene Ontology annotation, molecular function: prenyltransferase activity. Bases 227 to 1360 code for a protein of 377 amino acids. Gene Ontology annotation, biological process: isoprenoid biosynthetic process; ubiquinone biosynthetic process. The transcript is spliced from 8 exons. Gene Ontology annotation, cellular component: transferase complex; mitochondrion.